AUCACAUGACUCAGCGGCAGCAGCAGCCGCGCAAGCCGCUCUGGCUGGGUCCAGUUUAGCAAUCAGCGCCAACUGGAGGGAGGGAGAAGCCAAGCAGGCUCGCUCGCUGACUUGCCGCUGCCGCAGCAGGCGCAAUGAGCGCGCCACGGUGGCAACAACAGCAGCCCCAGCUCCUGGCUCCAGGGUUCGGCGGCUGCUCCUGCUGGUGAAAGUCCCGGCCGCUCGCUCCAUGCCUCUCCUCCAUUGCGGAAGUGUGAUUGCUCCAGGGGCAGCCUCUGACUGAGCCGUCGUCCUGCGCGCCUCUUUGCCCUUCCGCCGCGCGCUGGAUGGUGCUUCUCCCGGCCCCCUCGGCGGUGGUGUGGGCAGCGGCGGGGCAGUAAUAUGCUCACGAGGGUGAAGUCUGCCGUGGCCAAUUUCAUGGGAGGAAUCAUGGCUGGCAGCUCGGGCUCGGAGCACGGCGGCAGCGCCUCGGAUCUGCCCCUGCGCUUUCCCUACGGCCGACCCGAGUUCCUGGGGCUCUCUCAGGACGAGGUCGAGUGCUCCGCAGACCACAUCGCUCGGCCCAUCCUCAUCCUCAACAAGGAGACCAAGCGCCUGCCUUGGACCACGGGAUACGCCGAGGUGAUCAAUGCAGGAAAAAGUACACACAAUGAAGACCAGGCCAGUUGUGAAGUGGUUGCUGUAAAGAAGAAAGCAGGAGUAACAAAUUCUACACCAAACAAAAAUGUUUCUACCAAGCGGAGGUCAUCGUUGCCAAAUGGGGAAGGGUUACAACUAAAAGAGAAUGCUGAAUCAGAUGGCAUCUCUUUCUGCUACUGGUCAUUAUUUGAUGGGCACGCAGGAUCUGGAGCAGCUGUUGUAGCAUCAAAGGUGCUUCAGCAUCACAUUGUGGAGCAACUCCAGGAAAUUGUGGACAUCCUGAAAAACUCUGCUGUCCUUCCCCCAACCUGCCUGGGGGAGGAGCCAGAGAGCAUGAAUUCUAGCAACAGAACUCUAACCAGGGCUGCCUCCUUACGUGGGAGCGUUGGAGCUCCAGGCUCACCUGGCACCCCACCAACUCGUUUCUUUACAGAGAAGAAGGUCUCCCACGAGUGCCUCGUUAUAGGAGCCAUCGAAACAGCAUUCAGGGAAAUGGAUUUACAGAUAGAGCGAGAAAAGACAGUGUACAAUAUAUCUGGAGGCUGCACGGCGCUUAUUGUGGUGUGUUUACUAGGAAAGCUCUAUGUGGCAAAUGCUGGUGAUAGCAGGGCCAUAAUAAUCCGAAAUGGAGAAAUUAUUCCGAUGUCUUCAGAAUUCACUCCAGAAACAGAGCGUCAGCGUCUUCAAUAUCUGGCGUACAUGCAGCCCCAUCUGUUAGGAAACGAGUUUACACACUAUGAGUUUCCAAGGAGGGUUCAGCGUAAGGAAGUUGGAAAAAGAAUGCUUUACAGAGAUUUUAAUAUGACUGGCUGGGCGUACAAAACUAUUGAAGAAGAUGACUUGAAAUUUCCCCUUAUAUAUGGAGAAGGCAAGAAGGCUCGCGUUAUGGCAACUAUUGGGGUUACGAGAGGACUUGGUGACCAUGACCUGAAGGUGCAUGACUCAAACAUCUACAUCAAGCCUUUUUUGUCUUCAUCACCAGAGGUGAGAGUGUAUGAUCUUCUCCAGUAUGGGCAUGGCCCAGAUGAUGUCUUAAUCUUAGCUACAGAUGGACUUUGGGAUGUACUAUUAAAUGAAGAAGUGGCAGAAGCUGUGACUACUUUCCUACCAAACUGUGACCCUGAUGACCCCCACAGGUACACGCUAGCGGCUCAGGAUCUGGUAAUGCGAGCCAGGGGAGUGCUGAAAGACAGAGGCUGGAGAAUAUCCAAUGACAGACUGGGCUCAGGAGACGACAUUUCUGUCUACGUCAUCCCUUUAAUACAUGGGAACAAACUGUCAUAAAAGAAGCACUGAUACUUGUGGGCAAAGUGUGCUUUUUAGUAAGAACCUUUGGAAAAGUCAGGCUGCUAAAAAAUAAUAGCAACUUUGGAUAUGUUCUAUUCUAAACUUGAUUGGAGGGGGAACAUUUCUACCUUAAUUGUAGGGGCUGGAUUGUAUAAGAUUAAAAGUAUCUCAUAAGAGUUGCGGCUUCCCUAUGUUAAUGUCUUUUGGUGCAUAUCAGGGGCAGAACUUCAAUGCUGCUAGCGUAUUAGUGAUUCCUUUUUAAUGUUCCUCCUGGUGAGGACCCUGUUGUGAUCUGAUAAAUUCCUUUCUCUUUUCCAGUUCAAUGUAGCCUGAAAAUGUCACUUGGAUGUGAAGUGGAAACUGGUACCCAGUCCCCACCCAAAUUAACUUUUCUUUAGAACAAAUAGAUGUGUAACAUUAAGGUAAAAAACCCCAAAUCUGACAAGUAUGAGAUGUGAUUUUUUAAAAAAAACCUAAUAUUUUAGUGGAGAACUACUAAAGAAAUCUAUUUAUUAACCUAAAUUCAAGCUUUUCCCCCUCUUGUAUCUUAGAAUUCUUGGAGCUUUGCAAUUAAUUUUAUAUAUAUAAGUGGUAAAGCCAUUUUUUCCUCUGAAAUUCUAAUUUAUAGAUGCUAUUAGCAAAGUUGACUAAGAGGAGAGUGAAAAAUUGUUUGGUUUGGAAAUGUAUCUUUGUGUUCUUUUUUUUCUGUCAGAAUUUUUGUGUUUGUAACUAUGAUGUAGCAGACUGGGAAAAAUCUUACUUUAGAAAGACAUUCCCAGAAGUAAAUAUUUCUUUAGCACCAGACGUUUUCAUUCAUUGAAUGCAUCUGUCUGUUGAACAUAUAUCCUGUUGAAAGGAUCAUUAAAUAUAUAUUAUUCCUUA
Messenger RNA from Heteronotia binoei (common prickly gecko), 2808 nucleotides. RefSeq names its product protein phosphatase, Mg2+/Mn2+ dependent 1H (gene PPM1H). The record is from RefSeq and is a predicted model, not a curated record. Gene Ontology annotation, biological process: protein dephosphorylation. The transcript has 10 exons. The coding region runs from base 382 to 1923 and encodes 513 amino acids. Gene Ontology annotation, molecular function: protein serine/threonine phosphatase activity. Lineage: Eukaryota; Metazoa; Chordata; Lepidosauria; Squamata; Gekkonidae.